Molecule: messenger RNA, 1898 nt
Organism: Elaeis guineensis (African oil palm)
Lineage: Eukaryota; Viridiplantae; Streptophyta; Magnoliopsida; Arecales; Arecaceae
Product: enoyl-[acyl-carrier-protein] reductase [NADH] 1, chloroplastic
Biological process (GO): fatty acid biosynthetic process
Molecular function (GO): enoyl-[acyl-carrier-protein] reductase (NADH) activity
Source: RefSeq, a predicted model, not a curated record
AUCAAAUGCCCCCACUAAACCCUAACCCUAGCUACGGACGGGCGCGCUCGCUCGCUCCCUCGAUGUUUCCGAAGCGCCGCGCCUCGGUCUCAUCGAAACCGAUUUCUUAAAUCCCCCUCUGUCGCUCCUCCACUUGCUCUGAGAUCUCGGUGGUAAGAGCUGGGCGUCGAUAGCAAGGAGGAGGGGAAGGCGUUCUCUUUUAUUUCCAGGCCAGAUCGGAGGAGAGAACCCCGUUUAGUAGCGGCUUCGUUUAAGAGAAUCACAGUUUUGCAAUCAGAACCUUUAUCUGAUAGAAGAUGGCGACAAUGACAGCUGGAAGUCUGCAAAUGGCAGCAAUGAGGCCCUGCACCUCUUCUUCUCGUAGAUUGUUCAUGUCAAGUGCAGCAAUUUUAGGGGUGGAUGUAAAAGGAGCAAGCCAAGCUAAAUUUGCAAGCUCUUCUUAUAUUUCCUCUGUUAAACCUCUUCGCAAAACCCUUGUGUCUGCUCCUUUAAAGUUUACGAAUGUCGUUACGAGGGCACUGUCUGGUGAAAGUGAGAAAGGGGUUGUUUCAGGAUUGCCUAUUGAUUUGAGAGGUAAAAGGGCAUUUGUUGCUGGUGUAGCUGAUGAUAAUGGCUAUGGUUGGGCAAUUGCUAAGGCUCUUGCUGCUGCCGGUGCUGAAAUUCUCGUUGGUACAUGGGUGCCUGCACUUAACAUUUUUGAGACUAGCUUAAGACGUGGCAAAUUCGAUGAGUCACGCCGGUUGCCCAAUGGUUCUCUUAUGGAGAUCAUCAAAGUAUACCCAUUGGAUGCAGUUUAUGAUACUCCUGAGGAUGUUCCUGAUGAUGUUAGAACAAACAAACGUUAUGCAGGUGCCUCAAAUUGGACUGUGAAGGAAGUAGCUGAAUCUGUCAAGAAUGAUUUUGGAAGCAUAGACAUUCUUGUUCAUUCACUAGCAAAUGGACCAGAGGUCACCAAGCCUCUCUUGGAGACAUCUAGAAAGGGAUACCUUGCUGCUAUAUCUGCAUCAAGUUAUUCUUUUGUAUCACUACUUAAGCACUUCCUUCCAAUUAUGAAUCCAGGUGGUGCUUCAAUCUCCUUGACAUACAUUGCUUCUGAAAGGACCAUUCCUGGGUAUGGUGGAGGCAUGAGUUCAGCAAAAGCAGCCCUAGAGAGCGACACUAUGGUGCUAGCUUUUGAAGCAGGGAGGAAGCACAAGAUUAGAGUGAAUACAAUAUCUGCAGGUCCCUUGGGAAGCCGUGCUGCAAAAGCCAUUGGAUUCAUUGAGAAGAUGAUAGAAUAUUCUUAUGCCAAUGCACCAUUGCAGAAAGAAUUGUCAGCAGAUGAAGUGGGCAAUACCGCGGCAUUCCUGGUUUCUCCUUUAGCUUCAGCAGUAACUGGCUCCGUAGUUUAUGUUGACAAUGGAUUAAACACCAUGGGACUUGCCACAGACAGCCCAACACUAGCAGUGUAGAUGGCAAGGGCAUAUUGAUCGGGUUCCUUAAUUGGUGCUCAAGUUCCAUUUAGUUUCCUGUCCAGAGGCUGUCUGCCAUGAAUAAAGAGUUGGGUUUCAGAUUUUGUCGGUAUUUACAUUCUUCGGACGAACAGGAUUCCAAAAACAAGUUUUUGUCAGUAGCUUCCUAUGAGAUGGUAGACUUCAUGAGGGAGUCAUGGCGAGUGCUGAGUUUGCUUUGCUUCUUUUGGCUGUUAUUUUGAGUACUUUUGGGGGCGUAAGAUUUAGAAAUCUGAAGUUGCCAGAAAAGGUUUUAUAGGCUAUAAAAGGCAAGUUCGUUCAGUUUACAUGUGAUUGAAUCUGCUGCAAUCUUAGUUGCUGCAAGCUAUCGUAUGAUUUGAUAUAUAUCUAAUGUACAAUUGCCACUAAAUAUGUGCCAGAAUGCAGCAUUCUUACAUGUUGGGAAAA